Messenger RNA from Myotis daubentonii (Daubenton's bat), 6128 nucleotides. It is a transcript of the gene EFL1, whose product is annotated as elongation factor like GTPase 1. Gene Ontology annotation, cellular component: ribonucleoprotein complex; cytosol. The record is from RefSeq and is a predicted model, not a curated record. Lineage: Eukaryota; Metazoa; Chordata; Mammalia; Chiroptera; Vespertilionidae. Gene Ontology annotation, molecular function: ribosome binding; GTP binding; GTPase activity. Gene Ontology annotation, biological process: cytosolic ribosome assembly.
GCGGGCCUGACGUCGCAGGUUCUCCGCCCCGCCCCCGCGCAUGCGCACUGCCCCCGCGGAGCUCUGGACGCCUCGGACGCGCGUGUGCGACCCGGCGAGGGUUCCGAGCAGCGAUUUGAACGCCCCGCCCCGGAGCCCAGGUGCCCAGGUGCCCCGGCCCCGCGUCCCGGCCCCGGAAGCCGGCGGCCAUGGGGCCCCACAGUUUGGAGAAGAUGGUGCAGCUGCAGAGGAACCCCGCGAACGUCAGGAACAUCUGCGUGUUGGCGCACGUGGACCACGGCAAAACUACCCUGGCCGACUGCCUCAUAUCCAGCAAUGGAAUCAUCUCCAGCCGCCUGGCAGGCAAGUUACGGUACAUGGACAGCCGGGAGGACGAGCAGAUCCGGGGCAUCACCAUGAAAUCCAGCGCCAUCUCCCUGCAUUACGCACAGGGUGGCGAGGAAUACCUCAUCAACCUCAUAGACUCUCCGGGUCACGUGGACUUCUCCUCCGAAGUGUCCACGGCCGUUCGCAUUUGCGACGGGUGCAUCAUCGUGGUCGAUGCCGUGGAGGGAGUCUGCCCACAGACACAGGCAGUUCUGCGCCAGGCCUGGCUCGAAAACAUCCGGCCCGUGCUGGUGAUCAAUAAGAUCGAUCGCCUGAUCGUGGAGCUGAAGUUCACCCCUCAGGAGGCCUACUCCCACCUCAAGAACAUCUUAGAGCAGAUUAAUGCGCUCACGGGAACUCUUUUUACUUCUAAAGUCCUAGAAGAGAGGGCGGAGAGAGAGAGCGAGGCCCCCGGGACUCCGGGGGCCGACCCGGCGGAGCAGGUGUACGACUGGAGCGCGGGCUUGGAGGACACGGACGACUCCCACCUGUACUUCUCCCCGGACCAGGGCAACGUGGUCUUCGCCAGCGCCAUCGAUGGCUGGGGCUUCGGAAUUGAGCACUUUGCCCAAAUCUACAGUCAAAAAAUCGGCAUCAAAAAGGAAGUUCUUUUGAAGACACUGUGGGGAGACUAUUACAUAAACAUGAAGGCCAGGAAGAUCAUGAAGGCGGAUCAGGCGAAAGGAAAGAAGCCGUUAUUCGUGCAGCUAAUCCUGGAGAAUCUAUGGAGCUUGUACGACGCGGUCUUGAAAAAGGACAAAGAAAAGAUUGAGAAAAUCGUCACCUCCUUGGGGUUGAAGAUCGGGGCCCGGGAGGCGCGGCACUCGGACCCGAAGGUCCAGGUCAGCGCCAUCUGCAGCCAGUGGCUGCCCAUCUCCCAGGCUGUGCUCGCCAUGGUGUGUCAGAAGCUCCCCAGCCCCCUCGACAUCACACCGGAGCGGGUGGAGAGGCUGCUGUGCUCGGGCUCACAGACGUUCGACUCGCUUCCGCCGGAAACCCAGGCGCUGAAGGCAGCUUUUAUGAAAUGCGGGAGUGACGAGACCGCGCCCGUCAUCAUCUUUGUGUCCAAAAUGUUUGCUGUCGACGCCAAGGCUUUGCCUCAGAACAGGCCCAGGCCUCUCACUCAGGAAGAAAUUGUGCAGAGGCGUGAGCAGGCGAGACAGAGGCACGCGGAGAGGCUCGCGGCAGCUCAGGACCCGGCGCCCGCGGGGCCCACCGCCGACGGGAGCACCCCUGAAACGAGUCCGGAGGGAGAGGAGCCAAAAGGGGGUGAGCCGCAGGGGGGGAGUGUGACCCCUAGGCCCGCGCCGCGGGAAGAAAGCAGCCAAGAGACCAACCAGGAGACGUUCGUGGCGUUUGCUCGCGUGUUCAGCGGCGUGGCCCGCAGGGGGCAGAAAAUCUUUGUCUUGGGGCCCAAGUACAGUCCCGUGGAGUUUCUGCAGCGGGUACCAUCGGGCUUCUCCGCUCCCCUGGACGAGCUGCCCGCGGUCCCCCACAUGGCGUGCUGCACGCUGGAGCACCUGUACCUCCUGAUGGGGCGGGAGCUGCAGGACCUGGAGGAGGUGCCGCCGGGAAACGUGCUGGGAAUCGGGGGCCUUCAGGACUUCGUGCUGAAAUCCGCAACCCUGUGCAGCGUGCCCUCCUGCCCGCCCUUCAUCCCACUGGGCUUUGAGGCCACCCCGAUCGUGAGGGUGGCCAUCGAGCCAAAGCACCCGAGUGAGAUGCCCCAGCUCAUCCGAGGGAUGAAGCUGCUGAACCAGGCCGACCCCUGUGUCCAGAUCUUAAUCCAGGAGACGGGGGAGCACGUGCUGGUCACCGCGGGGGAGAUCCACCUCCAGCGCUGCCUGGACGACCUGCGGGAAAGGUUUGCAAAGAUCGAAAUCAGUGUCUCCGAACCCAUCAUCCCCUUCAGAGAAACCAUCACAAAACCCCCCCGAGUGGACAUGGUCAACGAGGAGAUCGGCAGGCAGCAGAAGGUGGCCGUCAUCCACCAGGCCAGAGACGACCACGGCAGAGUCCCCGAGGGGGUCCAGGUGGACGCCGAUGGGCUGGUGACCAUGACAACGCCCAACAAACUGGCCACGCUCAGCGUCCGGGCCGUGCCCCUUCCGGAAGAAGUCACGCGGCUUCUGGAAGAAAACAACGACGUGAUUCGUUCCAUGGAGCAGCUGACGUCGUCUCUGAACGAGGGCCGGAGCGCUCAGCUGACCCAGAGGACCCAGGAGAGAAUCCUGGAGUUCAAGGGCAAGCUGGAGCAGCACCUGGCGGGCAGGAAGUGGAGGGACACCGUGGACCAAAUCUGGUCGUUCGGCCCCAGAAAAUGUGGGCCCAACAUAUUAGUGAACAAAAGCGCCGACUUCCGGAGCUCCGUGUGGGCGGGCCCCGCGGGCGCCGCCACCCAGGAGGCCAGCCGGUACCGGGACGUGGGCAAUAGCAUCGUGAGCGGCUUCCAGCUGGCCACGCUCGCCGGCCCCAUGUGCGAGGAGCCCCUCACGGGCGUCUGCUUCGUCCUGGAGAGAUGGGACCAGAGCAAGUUCGAGGAGCCGGGAGCCAGCGAGAGUCGGGAUCCGGGGGGAGAGGGGCCCGGCGGAGCGGCCAGCUGUGCCCCGGGAGACGGGGGCGAAGGGCGGCGAGGCGGCCACCCCGAGCCCGGUGAGAGGAGGGCGGCGCAGAAGGCAGAGCCGGCCCUGGCGGACUGCUACGGGCCCCUGUCGGGGCAGCUGAUCGCCACCAUGAAGGAGGCCUGUCGCUACGCCCUGCAGGUGAAGCCGCAGCGCCUGAUGGCGGCCAUGUACACCUGCGACAUCAUGGCCGCCAGCGACGUGCUCGGCCGGGUCUACGCCGUCCUGUCCAAGAGGGAGGGCCGCGUGCUGCAGGAGGAGAUGAAGGAGGGCACGGACAUGUUCAUCAUCAAGGCCGCGCUGCCCGUGGCCGAGAGCUUCGGCUUUGCCGACGAGAUCCGCAAGAGGACCAGCGGCCUGGCCAGCCCGCAGCUGAUCUUCAGCCACUGGGAGGUCAUUCCCAGCGACCCCUUCUGGGUGCCGACCACGGAGGAGGAGUACCUGCACUUCGGGGAGAAGGCCGACUCGGAGAACCAGGCCCGCAAGUACAUGAACGCGGUGCGCAGGCGCAAGGGCCUCUCCGUGGAGGAGAAGAUCGUGGAGCACGCGGAGAAGCAGCGGACCCUCGGCAAGAACAAGUAGCCCGCGGAGGCCCGUCCCCAACAAACGCUCUGCUGCGUCGUCCCUGUGCGCUCGCUGCCGGUGUCGCCAGGCCGCAGGGAAGGGGUCAGAGAGCUCGCUUCCUACGGGUUCUCAUUGAUCGGGUGCAAGGCGAGCGGGAGCGCAGCGUCCGGUGACUGACUCCCACCCGUGCCCCGCCUGUCCCCGCCUCACACCCCCUCACAUCGUAAACGUCCCGUAGCUCAGCGCCCAGUAUUGUCUGGAGAGACCCACUUUUUCUUCGUUUUAAUGUAUUUUUAUUGAUUUCAGGAAGGGAGGGAGAGAGAAACAUCCAUGAUGAGAGGGAAUCAGGGACCGGCUGCCUCCUGCACGCCCCCCACUGGGGAUCGAGCCCGCAACCCUGGCACGUGCCCUGACCGGAAUCGGUCCCGGGUCCCUUCAGUCUGCAGGCUGACGCUCUAGCCACCGAGCCAAACCAGCCAGGGCGCUUUAUUUAGCCCAGGUCACUAUUAUAGCCAAUCCAUCUUAAGGUUCAUUUGUCUAGAAAACAACGCGAUGUUCACUGGUUAGCCUGCAAACCCAUUUUUGUAUUCCCUCACAAAUCGCAUCACUCGCAUUUACAUACGUGUUCCGGAAAGUUAGGCUCCAUACCUUUUUCUUCAAAAAAAAAAAAAAAGUAAAUGUUUAUAUCGUUCUGGGCCGUUUCUUCUCAGCCCUACUCAGGAUAUUAGCUAACAUGGCGAGAUUAUUGCCUUGAUUGUGAACCUUUUUCGGAAACCUGUUGCCUCGCUCUGAGAGAGUUCCAUAGAAGGAACAGAUGCAAUUUAGUAAAAAGUGGAUUUUGUAAUUUUUGAUGUUGCACUAAUAGUUUGUGUAGCCACUUAAAGAAAGGAUUCUUUUUCAAAACACAUAAGAUGAUUAGACCAGACCUUGUUUUUGAAAUGUUUUUACUGAUUUUUAAAAAAUAAACUAGAUCAUUCUUAAUACUAGUUGUAGACAUUUUAACUUUACUUUUCAUUUGUUUAUUUAAUAUUUUUAUUGAUUUCAGAGAGGAAGGGAGAUAGAGACAGAAACAUCCAUGAUGAGAGAGAAUCACUGAUCCGCUGCCUCCUGCACACCCCACCCUGGGAAUUGAGCCCACAACCCGGGCCUGUGCCCUUGACCAGAAUCGAACCCAGGACCCUUCAGUCUGCAGUCCAAUGCCCUAUCCGCUGAGCCGCACCGGCUAGGGCUCACUUUGAUCUUUAGGGCCCUGGCGUCGGUGAUCCAAUCUCCGGGGCCCGGACUUAGGGCGCAGUGAUAACUGACUGAGUUGAACGGGUCCUGAUAUCUGGGCUAAUUUAAGAAGGUUCCAGACGCGUGGGCUCAUCUGAAAACUUGGAUCACGUGGGAAGAGCCAGCACGUCGACCUGCAGCCUCUGUAAGGAACACCACUGAGAGUGCAGACGUGCUGUUACAGUAUUCUUAGCCCUGGCAGGUGCGGCUCAGUGGGUAGAGCAUCGGACGGCGGACCACAGGGUCCCGGGUUCGAUUCCGGUCAAGGGCACGCACCUCCGUUGCAGGCUCCUUCCCAGCCCGGGCCCUGGUCCAGGCGCAACUAUCGAUGUGUUUCUCUCACAUCGGUAUUUCUGUCUUUCCCUCUCUCUAAAAAAUCAAUGGAAAAAUACCCUCUGGUGAGGAUUUAAAAAAAUAAUAAUAAAAAGAAAUGAAAUAAAAUAAAAAUCAGAAAUUUUUAAAAAAUUAAAUUAAAAAUGGAAGUAUCGGGAGGCUCUGUGCUUCAUCAGCAAACGCUGGGCUCAGUGGAGAAGAGGCAGAGCCGGAGGGAGGGGCCCGCAGUCCUGGGGCAGAUGUGCUGCGGGGGCUGUGGGGGGUGCGGCCUGUCACUCUGACAGCCGGCCUCUUCCCUCUGCAUGUCCACGGGCGAGGGGGGGUGGGCAGGCCCAGGGGUGCAGCUCAGCCGCCACGGGAGUCCCCGGCCCUGCCCUGUCGUCGGUGAUGGGACCCCGUCACUCAGCCUGUCCUCACCCCGGGCCCCAGUGCCCCUCCCCCCCUCCCCGGCCCUGACCGCACCGCUGGUUCAGGGACGUGAGCCCGGCCGUCCUCAGCCCCCGCGAGGGACAGGGUUCCCAUGCUUACAGCAGGGGUGGCUUCUUCUUAAAAAGUAUGUAUUUUUAUUGAUGUCAGAGAGGAAGGGAGAGGGGGAGAGAGAGAGAGACCUCAGCGAUGAGAGAGAAUCAUGGACCGGCCGCCUCCUGCACGCUCCCCACUGGGGAUCGAGCCCGCCACCCGGGCCUGUGCCCUGACCGGGAAUCGAACCCGUGACCUCCUGCUUCACAGGUCGACGCCCAACCACUGAGUCUCUAGGAACGUCUGGCUUUUUAAACAAGUCCCUCAUUUAAGACCUAGAGCGGGGAGUCUCAGCUGGGGGCGAUGGGUCCCCAGACACGCGGCAGAGCCCGAAGACGCUCCGUGGUGGAGGCCGCGUGGAUUCCGGUCCAGGGCACGUACCCGGGUGACAGGUCCAGCCGCAGCCCAUCAACGUGUUUCUCUCACAUCGACAUUUCUCUCUGCCUGUCCCUC